AGUGUGCAGCUGCUGCGAGAGAAUGGUGCACCUUAGAGUCAAUAUAGGUGCGUUAUUUUAUCCAACUCUGAUUUUAUAUUUUUGCAACUUUAACCGCCCUACAUAGUUGUGCAGGGUGUAUGCGCAAAGUUCAGAGUGUCUUCUCCGCGGUUUAAUACUAGGCUCCAAAUGGCUUGGAUUAUCCUCCCGCAUCUGCACAGGACUGGCGCUGCUUUUCUCCUGCUUGCUGUGAUUCUGACAGGUGAUGCUGUCGCGCAGGUUUUUGACAGCUAUGGGUUGUCUUACGCCUUGAGGUCCGAGCUUUCAGAGGACACAAUAUUGGUUGCCAAUAAUGGGAUCCGCGUGCCUUUCGGGAGAUCCGUCUUCAUUGAUCCCAUCAACGAUUUGGUCAUUCAAGUUCAGCCUGGUGAUAGAUGCAGCAUAACAGUCCUGGACAAUGACCCCAUGUCCCAAAGACCUGGACACCUGUCCCCGAAAAAGUUUCCAUGUGAAUUUGGCCCCAACGACGUGAAGUAUUCUCACUUUGGCUCCAGAAGUCCUCCGAGGGACAGAGUGAGACUACAGCUCAGGUAUGACACUCAAACGGAUACAAUUAUUAUUCCUUUUAUGAUGGAGGUGGAAGUUGUUUUCACGCAGCUGGAAGUUCUUACCAAAAACAUGCCACUCACUGUAGAGAAACUACUUGGCACAAGUAACCCCAUCGACAGGAGGAUUUUAGAAUUCACCUAUGACAGAAGUGCACAGCAAUGCAAAAUAGCCUCUCUGUCCAGUGGCAGCGUGCUGCCCAGGUAUGGGGAACUUGUGGAUCAGAACAGCCUAGGAACAAUGGUGGACUGUGAUGAAUUCAUUAAGAUGAAUAUUCGGUAUCAGCACACUUUUGCUUUGAAGUCCCCAAACAGAGAUUACAUUCCCAUGCUUGUGGAGUUAAACGAUAAGGAAGGGAAUUUGCUCAAGCAGGAAUUUUUCCAAAUUUUGGUGAGGAUUAAAGAUGGAGAGGAGAACACAGCUCCGAAACCCAGCUUUGUUGCCAUGAUGAUGAUGGAAGUAGACCAGUUUGUAAUGACAGCAAUAACCAUGGACAUGCUGGCUGCAGAGGAUGUUGAAUCUAAUCCUGAUGAAUUAAUUUUUAACAUCACAUCGACCCUGUCCUUUGAAGAGGGCUACAUAGUGAGCACAGAUGAUAGGAAUUUACCAAUAACCUCUUUUUACCAAGGAGACCUGAAAGACUUGAAAAUUGCCUACAAGCCCCCUGCGGUGGAUUCAGAAACUGAGCGGAUUUUCCAGAUUGAGUUUGAGGUUGUGGACUCAGAGGGGGCUGUGUCAGACCCUUUUGCUUUCAUGAUUGUUGUCAAGCCAAUGAACACAUUAGCUCCUGUGGUAACCAGAAACACAGGACAGUUACUGUAUGAGGGUCAGUCCAGGCCCCUGUCCAGCUCACAGAAUCUGGAAAUCAGCGAUGAGGACAAUUUAGACAAAGUCAAAAUCACUGUUAUUGAUGGGCUGAGGCAUGGGGACUUGACUGUUCUGGGCUCAAGGAGAAAAUUUUUCACCCCUGCUGACCUCGACUCUGGAGUUGUAAUUUAUCAACAUGACGGCAGUGACACUUAUAGUGAUAAUAUUAUUUUCAGAAUGACCGAUGGCAGCAAUGAGGUGGAGUUUCUGUUUCCCAUCACUGUCGUGCCAACAGAUGAUGAGCCUCCCAUAAUCAAUGCCAACACUGGUUUGGUUUUAUUUAAAAACCAAAUGAUGCCAAUCUCUUCACUUAUGCUUAGUGCAGCAGACAUCGACUCAGAGGAUUCUUCUAUAAAAUUCACAAUAGAGACUCCUUUUUCUGCAAUCGGGCAGGUACUGCUGCGUCAGUCUGAAGCCCCAGAAGACCCGUCAACCUGGAAGUUUAAUACAGAGGAUGAAGUCUAUGAGAAAGUAGUGACUGAAUGGCUGCAGCAGGAUAUUACAGAUGGCAAACUGUUUUACAAGCAUAUUGGGCCUCACAGCACCAGCACUGUCAUGGAUCAGUUUGUGUUUAGAGUGCAAGAUGACAAUGACCCACCAAACCAAUCAGGUGAGAGCUCAUUUGUUAUCAAAAUUCUCCCCAUUGACGACCUCCCACCUGAACUCUACCCUGGAACUACUCUACAAAUAACAGUGCAUGAGUACCAGCUUACUUACUUCAGAAAAAAAUUCCUUCGUUACACUGACCUGGACUCAGAGGACCGAGAUCUGAAAUACACAAUCAUCCAGCCACCAACGGAUACAGAUGAAAACAGCCCUAUUGUACUGGGAGCUCUGGUGUUAACUGAAAUGCCAAACACUGAGGUCACGACUUUUACCCAGGCGCAAAUUAACCACCAUAAAAUAGCGUACAAACCACCUGAUCUUGAGCUUGGGAUCACCUCCCGUGUUUUGCAGUUCAGGUAUACUGUGGAGGAUGUUUCUGGAAAUAUUGUUGAAGGAGUUUUCACAAUAUUUUUGCAGCCUGUGGACAACACGCCGCCUCAAAUAACAAACUCUGGGUUUACUGUGCUUGAACGUGGUACACAUGUUAUAACAAGCGCUGAGCUGGACACCUCAGACACAGACACAGACAGCAAACAGAUAUCUUUCACUGUUACCCAGGCUCCACUGCAUGGCUUCAUCCAGUUUACAUUCACUGACAUGACUAAAGGAGACACAUUCAGCCUGGAGGAUAUUGGAAAUAGCAGAAUUUCAUACAUUCAUAAUGGAGAUGAAUCAGUAGUGGAUUCAAUACAGAUUGAUGUCAGCGAUGGGGUCCAUGUUGUCCCAAUUACUAUAAGGAUUAAUGUGAAGCCAAUUGAUGACGAGACUCCAACUCUUAGUCUCCCAGCUGGUACAAUAGGUUCCUAUAUAGAUGUACUGGAAAAUGGAGCAACAGAAAUCACAAGUAAUGUCAUUCAGGGGCGAGAUGAAGACACUGAUGACCUCCGUCUGACUUUUAUUGUGGAGGACCCUCCAACACUGGGGGAAAUUCUAGUCAGAGGUGUCCCGUCUGGCACUUUCACUCAAGCUGAUAUCAUAAAUGGCUUUGUGGUCUAUGCUCAUACUAGUGGGGAAAUAGGCUUUACUACAAAGGAGGACUUUUUCAAUCUCACACUAACAGACAUGUCUGAUGAGUGGACUGUUGGAGGAAAUAAGAUCACAGGUGUCAGAGUGCAUGUAACUAUUCUUCCCCUGGACAGUCAGGCUCCAGAGGUCUUUGUGGGGCCACUAUUCACCGUUGUUGAGGGAGAGAAGAACUCAAUUCAGAUUCUUCAUAUAAGUGCUGAUGAUGUGGACACCCCCGAUGAUGACCUUCUUUGUACAAUCAUUGUACAGCCAACUUCAGGGUAUGUGGAAAAUAUUUCCCCAGCCCCAGGCUCAGAGAAAUCCAGGUCCGGGACUGCUAUAAGUGCUUUCACCAUCAAGGACAUCAGACAGAAUCACAUUUUCUAUGUUCAAAGCAUUCACAAAGGAGUGGAGCCAGUAGAGGACAGGUUUACGUUCAGAUGCUCUGAUGGCAUCAAUUUCUCUGAAAGGCACUUUUUCCCUAUCUCCAUAAUCCCCUCUAAUGAUGAAAAGCCGGAGAUUUACAUGAGAGAGUUUGUAGUUAUGGAGGGCAUGAACAUAGUCAUUGACACUCCCAUUCUGAAUGGUGCUGAUGCAGAUCUCCCCCCUGAUCAGCUCACAUUUGUUAUCUCCAAACCCCCCAAGCAUGGAUUCAUUCUCAAUCAGCUCACUACUGGCACGGUACUGGUCACUAACUUCACCUUGGAUCAGAUCAGGGAGGCCUCCAGCAUUGUGUAUGAGCAUGAUGACUCAGAAACCACAGAGGACAGCUUUGACGUUGUUCUCACUGAUGGAAAGUUCACUAUAGAGAAAACAGUAAUAGUAAUGAUUAUCCCUGUGGACGACGAGACCCCGAGAAUGGCAAUCAAUGACGGCCUUGAAAUUGAGAUUGGUGAUGUCAAAGACAUAACAAACAACGUUUUAAAAGCUACUGACCUGGACUCUGAGGACUCCACUCUAACUUUCAUCAUCCGUUAUGGACCUGGUCAGGGGAAUUUACAGAGGACCACACCUUCUGGAACAUUGCAGAACAUCACAGUUGGAAUGAACUUUACACAGAAUGAAAUAGAUCUGGGUUUGAUUAUAUACGUCCAUAACGGGCAAGAGGGGAUCCGUGACCUUAUCAAAUUUGACGUGACAGAUGGCAUUAACCCUCUAAUUGACAGAUAUUUCUAUGUCACAGUGGGAGGCAUUGACAUGGUUUUCCCAGACGUGAUCAGUAAAGGUGUAUCCCUCAAAGAAGGUGGCAGGGUUACCCUGACAACAGACCUGCUCAGCACAAGCGACCUGAACAGCCCAGAUGAACACUUAGUUUUCACAAUCACAAGAGCCCCCAUGAGAGGACACCUGGAGUGCACAGACACGCCAGGGAUGCCCAUCUCUUCUUUCACACAGCUCCAGCUGGCUGGAAACAAAGUCUACUACAUCCACACCGCUGAUGAUGAGAUGAAAAUGGAUAGCUUUGAGUUUGAAGUGACUGACGGCUACAACCCUGUGUUCCGCACUUUCCGUAUUUCCAUCACUGAUGUGGACAAUAAAAAGCCUGUGGUGACAAUUCAUGGCCUUGUGGUGACUGAGGGGGAGAACAAACUCAUCACGCCUUUUGAGCUCACAGUGGAAGACAGAGACACCGCUGACCGCCUCUUGAAGUUCACAGUCACUCAAAUCCCAGUUCAUGGUCGCCUGCUCUUUAACAACACCCUGCCCGUCACCUCCUUCACAAAGCAGGACCUGAAUGAGAACAUGAUCAGCUACAAGCAUGAUGGCACAGAGAGUGCAGAGGACAGCUUCUCCUUCACUGUCACUGAUGGCACUCACACAGACUUCUUCAUCUUCCCUGAUACUGUGUUUGAGACUCGAAAACCCCAAGUGAUGAAGAUCACUGUCCUCUCAGUGGAUAAUGGAGUACCACAGAUUGUGGUCAACAAGGGAGCCCCAACAUUGAGGGUCCUUGAGACUGGUCACUUGGGGUUUGUGAUCACCAGUAAGACCCUUAAAGCAGAGGACCGAGACAGCAUUCAGAAUUCUGUGACCUUUCGACUAACUGUUGCCCCAGAACAUGGCUACCUGAUCAACCUGGGCAGAGGAAAUGCUACAAUCACAACCUUCACACAAGCUGAAAUCGACGAUAUGAACGUAUGCUAUGUUCUGAGGGAUGGCACCAAUGCAACAAAUGACAUCUUCUACUUCUCCAUUGAGGACAGUGGAGGCAACACACUUAAGAACCAGCAGUUCCGUCUGAACUGGGCCUGGAUCUCUUUGGAGAAGGAACACUAUGUGGUGGAUGAACAGGUCAAGUUCCUGGAGGUGGUGCUGAAACGUCGAGGCUACCUGGGGGAGACCUCCUUCAUUAGCAUUGGCACAAAGGACGGCACUGCAAUCAAGGACAAAGAUUUCCGGGGAAAGUCACAGAAACAGGUGCAAUUCAACCCUGGCCAGACCACAGCCACCUGGAAGGUCCGGAUCUUGUCAGAUAAUGAGUAUGAAGUGUCAGAAAACUUCCAGAUUGUUCUGUCUGAGCCGGUGAUGGCUGCCCUUGAAUACCCAGAGAUUGCUACUGUGGAGAUCCUGGACCCUGAUGAUGAGUCUACAGUGUUCAUUCCCUCGGCUACAUACAACAUAGAGGAGGACAUUGGUGAGCUGCUCAUCCCUGUGCACAGGAGUGGAGACGUGAGUCAGGAGCUCAUGGUCAUCUGCUUCACACAACAAGUUUCAGCCACAGGCACCAUCCCGACUGCAGUGCUAUCCUACUCUGAUUACAUCUCCAGGCCUGAGGACCAUCACAGCAUUGUGCGCUUCGACAAGGGAGAGGAGGAGAAAACCUGCCGGGUUGUUAUCAUCGAUGACUCCCUGUAUGAAGACGAGGAAACCUUCAAUGUCACCCUCAGCAUGCCCAUGGGGGGCCGUCUGGGCUCAGAGUUCCCCACAGCUAGAAUCACAAUCAUGGCCGAUAUGGAAGACGCUCCUGUCUUCUACUUUGGCAACACCGACUACCACGUGGAUGAAAGCGAUGGCUUCGUGGAGGUGCAGGUGUGGAGAACCGGGACUGAUCUCUCCAGAGUAGGAACUGUCACUGUGCGCUCCAGAAAGACGGAUCCUGUCUCAGCUGAGGCUGGUGUGGAUUAUGUCGGGAUCAGCCGGAAUCUGGACUUCGCACCGGGAGUCACCAUGCAGACGUUUCGUGUGACCAUCUUGGAUGACCUGGGCCAGCCUGUGCUGGAGGGGCCAGAGAAGUUUGAGCUGGUUCUCCGGAUGCCCAUGAAUGGGAUCCUCGGGGAGCCGAGCAAGGCCACCAUCCUCAUCAAUGACUCUGUGUCGGACUUACCAAAGGUGCAGUUUCGUGAUGCUGUUUAUGUGGGCAACGAGAAUUCUGGGCAGAUCUCAGCUACUGUUUACCGAAGUGGUGAUAUCAGCUACAAGUCCACGGUGCGCUGCUACAGCAGACAGGGAACAGCUCAGGUUAUGAUGGACUUCAAUGAGAGACCUAACACAGACGCUUCCAUCAUCACCUUCUUACCAGGAGAGGUUGAAAAGCCUUGUGUACUGGUGCUGGUCGAUGACACAGAACAUGAGGAGGAGGAAGAACUGCGUCUUGUGUUGGGAAACCCCAAAAGUGAAUCUCCAUUUGGGGCAUCUAUUGGAACACAGAAUGAGACUCACAUCAAGAUCAAGGACGAUGCUGACAAGGCCAUUAUUAGAUUUGCAGAGACCAAAUUCAGUGUGAAUGAGCCGAAGGAAAGUGGCCAGAUGUCUGUGGUGAGGAUUCCAGUGCUGCGUGUAGGAGACACUUCCAAGGUGUCUGUUGUCCGAGUUCACACCAAGGAUGGAUCUGCUACCUCUGGAGAGGACUACCAUCCCAUUUCAGAAGAAAUUGUAUUCAAAGCAGGCGACACAGAGCACUAUGUGGAGGUGGAGAUUUUAUAUGACAGUGUCAGAGAAAUGAGGGAGGCGUUCACGGUUCACCUGAAGCCAGAUGAGAACAUGGUGGCAGAGACAAAGAUGAGCAAAGCUAUAAUCUAUAUUGAGGAGACCAACAGCAUGGCAGAUGUCACUUUCCCCUCGGUGCCCAGAGUGGUUUCUCUUCUGCAUUACGAUGACAUUGACAGAACCAGAGACCCUUCCCUCAUCGCAGGAUACCCUGUUAUUUGUGUCACUGCUUGUAACCCAAAGUACCCAGACUAUGACAAAACAGGCUCCAUCUGUGUGAGCGAGAACAUCAACAACACCCUCACUCGUUAUCGUUGGCUUGUUAGCGCCCCCACAGGCCCUGAUGGCGUCACCAGUCCUAUGAGAGAGGUUGACUUUGAUACCUUUUUCACGUCCUCCAAGCUCAUUACUCUGGACUCAGUCUACUUCCAGGCCGGUUCUCGGGUCCAGUGUGCCGCCAGGGCCGUGAACUCUAAUGGGGAUGAAGGUCUGGAGCUCAGCAGCCCCAUUGUGUCAAUCAGCAGGGACGAGGGAAUGUGCCAGCCUCGUGUUGUAGGCACAGUCGGGGCAGAGCCAUUCUCUGCGAAGCUGCGGUACACUGGAACAGAAGACAUAGACCACCCCAACUUCAUCAAACUGACUGUCACAAUGCCUCACAUUGAUGGUAUGUUGCCUGUGGUAUCGACCCGUCCGCUCUCUAACUUUGAGCUCACAUUAAGCCCCGACGGCACCCGUGUCGGCAACCACCGCUGCUCCAAUUUGCUGGACUUCUCCGAGGUCAAGACUCGCUACAGCUUCCUUACUGAAGCCACCAAAAAUCCUGAAGUAAUCGGUGAUACAGCCCCCUACCAGUACAGCACUUCCCUCAGGGGAUCCAGUACACUGCGGUUCUACAGAAACCUCAACUUGGAGGCUUGUUUGUGGGAAUUUAGCAGCUACUAUGACAUGUCUGAGCUACUCAGCGACUGUGGAGGCACCGUCGGGACUGAUGGACAGGUGCUGAAUCUGGUCCAGUCCUUUGUGACCUUACGUGUCCCCCUUCAUGUGUCCUACGUGUUUCACUCCCCUGUGGGAGCAGGAGGCUGGCAGCACUUUGACUUGCAGUCAGAGCUGAGGCUCACAUUUGUGUACGAUACUGCCAUCCUGUGGAGAGAUGGAAUAGGUAGCCCACCAGAGGCUGAACUACAAGGAGCACUGUACCCGACCAGCAUGCGUAUAAACGGCCAGGGACGCCUGGUAGUCAACUUCCGCACUGAAGCUCGAUUUAGAGGCUUGUUUGUAAAUUCACAUUCAGCCUCACGACUCACCUCCAUGGUCAUGUGUCCGGACCACCCUGGUUUGACCUUUAACCUCAGUCUUGUGAGGAAUGAGCCAACCUACAACCAGCCCAUCCAGCAGUGGUCAUUUGUCUCUGAUUUUGCUGUUCGUGAUUACUCUGGCACAUACACAGUGAAGCUGGUCCCCUGUACGUCCCCUCCAAGCUUGGAGUACACCAUCCCUCCUGUCUGCAGUCCCAGAGAGCCUCUUACCUUUGACAUGGACAUUCGCUUUCAGCAGGUGAGUGAUCCUGUUGCUGCUGAGUUCAGCCUGAACACACAGAUGAUUUUACUCUCCAAACGGACACUCUGGCUCUCAGACGGCUCCAUGGGCUUUGGACAGGAGAGUGACACUGCGUUCUCACAGGGUGAUACAAUCUACGGCAGGGUGAUGGUGGAUCCAGUGCAAAACUUGGGCGACUCCUUUAUGUGUAGCAUUGAAAAAGUGUUCAUGUGUACUGGAGCUGAUGGAUACGUCCCCAAAUACAACCCCAGCAACUUUGAGUUUGGCUGCUUGGCUGAUGCCCCAUCACUGCUCUACAGAUUCAAGAUCAUUGACAAGGCUCAGCCUGAGACCCAGGCCCGCUCAUUUGGAGAUGUGGCAUUCAACGCUUUCCUGGCAGUGGAUGAUGCCGGUGCUUUAGGUCUUGUGAGACAACCUGGAUCAGAUGGUUUCAGACUGGAUUCUUCAGCUCUCUUCCAGGUGUCUGCAGGCAGAGAGUGGUUCAUUCACACCAUCUACACAGUUCGUUCUCGGGACAACGCUAACCGUGGCAUAGGGAAGAGGAGCCUGGAGUACCAUGUCAUGAGUCAGCACACAAAUCUGCUGCCAAAGGGUCAACAUCGCAGUAAAAGAUCAACCAAUGACGUGCCAGACUUAGUAGAGGAGAUCGGUUUGAGCAACAACCGCGGCACAAACAUCCUCCACAUCGCGCUGGACCGCAGCAGCCAGCAGAGGACGAGCCCAGAGAGAGAGAUCUUCACCAAAGGGAUCAUCCCCCGGGAGCUCAACCAGAAGGAAAACAGUGACGACAGACUAGUGCUGAUCAUCGGGAUCUUUGUAGGUCUGCUCCUCAUGGUGCUCAUCAUCAUCCUGGUGGUGGUACUGAUCCGGUCCAAGCGAGAGAAGAAAGACGUACCGAAGAGCUCCAGCAGCAGAGAGCCCAUGAUGACACAAGCUGUCAUGAACAGUGACAGCUCCGAGGUCUAACAGACACACUGAUGGUUCAGAGUUUUAGUUGACUUUUUUUUUUUUGCAAGUGCCUCACAUUUAGAUAAAAUCGAAGAUUGUGUAAAGCAAGACAAACUUUAAGAGCUUUGAUUCUAUUCAGAAAUCUACUUGAAAUACUGCAUCUCUUCCACGGCCGGGGAGUGAUUGGGACACUCACUUGGAUACAGACUUUGUCAGCAGCUGUUUCAAGGCACUUGUCAUACUGUCAGCACUCCAUUUUUCAUUUGCUUUUGAUGCCACUUGAUCCAAAAAAAGGUGUUACUUUCCAAAGGUGCUAUAGAAGAUGCCUCCUAACUUGAAUGGCAUUUGGUUUACUGAGUAUGUCAAGAGAGGUUUAUAUUUUUCAUACUGCUGUGUUAACAUCCGGCUUUGUUUGUUUGAUUUGCUGCCCAUAGUUUGUACUACACUGGAUACAUCCGUUAGCCAUCAUAGGGACAAGAAUUGAAUGAUUUAUCAGUAGAUGCUGUGCGUGCCUAAGAAAUCACAUCAUCUUGAGGUCCUGUGAUGUAUGUUGUGCUACCUUGCAGCAGUGAAACAUUUUUUACAUUUUCAUGUUUUAUGUUUUUGCAUGCAUAUAUUUUUGUAUCGUAAGAUUGUUCCAAAUUGUUUAAAAAAAUCUGAUCACUGAUCAGAAUGGAAUCAUGACAAAGCAUCUUUGCUGUUGUAUUUCACCAGUUGAUGUAUUUUCCAUCAUAUCCCGUAUAAACUGUAUUCAUCAGUAGCUUAUAGUUGUCAAAUUUCCCCUUAAAAGUAAGUUGUGUCAUGAUUUUAAGACCUUUUAAGUGACAUAAGGCACUAAAUCAAAUAAGAGAAGUGAAUCUGGUAGAGUUUGUGGUACUGUAGAAACUUUCAAGACAGCUGGUCUGCAAUGUACAGUGUAGUAUAGUAGCAGUUCUAUAUUCUCUAUUUCCAACAAGAACUACUUUUAAUUUUUGGCUCAACUACUGGAUUUCAAAGAGGUGACUAAUGUAGCGUAUAGAUAGCAGGGACUCCAGAUCCCUCCAACAACAGGGCUAAGUACUGAUUGUUUCUACACCCUGAAAUAUUACCAUGUCUAAUACAUUUGAGGAGAUUUCACUCAAAGGGAAUGAAAUGCUUUACCCUCAAUCAUUGUUUUUACUGUCAGAACUGCUGUCCCCCUGAUUCAUUAGUUUUAAGUGUAUUUAUUUAUUUUUCAAUGCUUGUUAUGUAGUGCUGAGGUAAAUCAUGGCAUUUCCUUUUUACUGUUGUGUUAAACCUAUCAUUCUUAAGAUCUACUGUACAAACUGUUACUUGUUUGUCAUUGUGAUUUCAUUGUGCACAUAUGAGCAUCGUACAGGAAUUCAAUAUGUUACUGUUUUCCAGAUCCAGACACUGGAUUGCCAUAAAAAUCUGAUUACCUCAUACUCAUUUAUAUCAACAUAGACACUAUAUUCAUAGUCACUACUUUAUAAAUAUAAGGUUCAUUUGCUAUUUUAUGUUGAAACUGAAAACAAUUCUAUGCAACCUGUGUUAUCAUACCUUCAUGAAAUGUUUACCCCAAGUGUGAUUUUUGUAUUCAAUGCACAAUUUGCUUGCUAAUCUAGGUUUGACACUGUAUCAUCGUACUGUGGUUGUUUUAUUCCACUCUAAUUCUUUGAGUGCAUUCUGAGCUUUUUUUAUGCACAUGUAUGUAUGUAUAUACAUAUGUAUUACAUAUAAAUAUACCAUUUGGAUGUUUUGGGAAUGGUUAUUGUUGAAAAAAUGCAUAAAGUAUGUGCUGUAAUUAUUUGUAACAUUGACCAGAAGCACAGCGUGGUCUGCCAAUAAAUAAUUUUUCA
Molecule: messenger RNA, 11336 nt
Organism: Notolabrus celidotus (New Zealand spotty)
Lineage: Eukaryota; Metazoa; Chordata; Actinopteri; Labriformes; Labridae
Gene: frem2b
Product: FRAS1 related extracellular matrix 2b
Exons: 24
Coding region: 169-9516 (3115 amino acids)
Biological process (GO): cell communication
Cellular component (GO): membrane
Source: RefSeq, a predicted model, not a curated record